UGGAAUACUAAAAUUUUGACAUUUUCACUGAACGUAACACGUUAUCACUGCUCGAGUUCGAGCUGCCUGUUUGCAAUAAAUAACAGUGAUAACUCGGUAAACAAGAGACGCCAAGGUUAUGCCGGUAAUGUAAGUUUUAGAUUUGCCACGCGAAAAAUGACAAAUCUCCCAAAAAUCAUAAUUUUGGGGGCUGGCGCUGCCGGAAUUGCCGCAGCGUCCCGACUUUUUGAAAAUGGAUUUAAAGAUUUGACGAUAUUAGAGGCCGAAGACCGGAUCGGUGGCCGUAUUUAUUCGGUUGAAUUUGAAGGGAGUAUGGUAGAUCUCGGAGGACAAUGGUGUCACGGUGAAGAAAAAAAUGCAGUGUUUGAGUUAGUCAAAGACUUAGAUUUGCUUAGUUCUUCGUUUAAUAACUACGCAGACUUUACGUAUUAUUUGUCCGACGGGACUGUGGUUGAAAAAAACGUGACGGAUCAGUUAUUAGCAAUAGCUCGCGACAUUUUUGAGGACGAGGAAACUGCCAGGAAGACGAGUGGGACGUUUGGGGAUUAUUUUAUUAAAGAGUAUAGGGAAAGAGUAUCUCAACUAUGUGGUGAUAAAACAAUAAGGGAAGCCUCCGGUUUGCUAUUGGAUUGGUUUCAUAAACUUUGGAUGUGCUUAGAGUCGGCUAAAAGUUGGGACGAGUUAUCACCAAACGGAGCAUAUCAAUACAAGGAAUGUGAGGGCGAUCUCUACCUACAGUGGCGAAAAACGGGCUUCAAAACCGUUCUUGAUGUUUUAAUGAAAAAAAUCCCCGACCCGAGCAGAACAUUGCCAGUUGAAAUACUGUUAAACAAAGAAGUUAAUAAAAUUAUUUGGGAUUGCGACAACAACGUCACUGUUCGUUGCACCGACAAUUCAGCAUUUAAAUGCGAUCAUUUAAUUAUCACUGCAUCAAUUGGUGCGUUGAAAAACCUUUCUGAAAGUUUUGAACCGCAACUACCUCCAAUAAAACAAAGCGCAAUUGAUUUAACUGCAAUCGGAGACGUUAAAAAAAUCUUGUUGAAAUUUCCAAAAAAAUGGUGGCCUGACAGUUUCAAGGGCCUUAGUUUAGUUUGGAGGGACUCUGACCGGGAAAAACUUUCGACCGAGUUUCCGCAAGGCCCAAUCAAGGACGGAAAAUCCUGGUUGGAGUACAUUUACGGCUUCUAUGUUAUCGAUAGCCACCCUGACGUGCUUCUGGGUUGGGUUGUGGGUCCAAUGGUUGGUGAAGUAGAACUCUUGCCUGAUGAUGUAGUAGUUGCUGGUUGUAUGUUCUUGUUAAAAAAAUUCGUUGGUGAUAAAUACGAAAUCAGCGAACCGCAGAAAAUUUUAAGGUCCAAGUGGCGUAACAACCCGCAUUUUAACGGCUGCUACUCUUACCGGUGUUUAGAAGCUGAAAAGAAAAAUGUGACUUGGGAAGACCUAGCUAGUCCUGUUGCUAACAGUAGUAGUAAACAAGUUUUAUUGUUUGCUGGAGAGGCUACUCAUCCAAUAUAUUACUCGACAGUGCAUGGGGCUAUUGAGACGGGUUACAGGGAAGCUGAUAGAAUUGUAAAUUUGUACAAGUCGCCGGAGUUAAUUCAUCGUAAAGUGGCAAUUAUUGGGGCUGGAAUGGCAGGCUUAGGCGCUGCUACGACGCUACAAGAGCUCGGUUUCACCGAUUUCGUGCUAAUUGAAGCCCAGAGUAAGCCUGGAGGCCGCAUACAUACCUUAAAGCUCGACGAUAACAUUCUUGAAUUGGGGGCCCAGUGGAUACACGGCAGAGACAAUCCUUUGUGGGAACUGGCGCGCAAACAUGAUCUCCUCUCCGAAAUAAGAUCAGAGGAAGGAUUGGGGCUUUAUAUUAGAGAUAAUGGUGAAAUUAUUGAUGAGGAUGUGGUUAAGAGAGUGGAUUUUGAGAUUGGGAGGAUUCUCGAGGCCUGUGAAGGGUUCGUCGAUUCUGUUGAUUAUCCGAAAUCGGUCGGGGAAUAUUUAGAAACGCGGUUUGAGGAGUAUUUGAAUAAAUGCCAUGAUAGUGACGACUUGAAGGAGAUUAAAUGGGAAUUGUUCGAUUGGCACGUGCGCUUCCAGAUUAUAGACAAUUCGUGCUUGAAUUUAAACCAGCUAUCGGCGAAAGGUUGGGGAAAAUAUGUUUGUUUAGACGACCAAGCGCAUUUUAAUCUUAAAUGCGGGUAUAGCGAGUUGGUUCAAAUUUUGGUCGAUAACUUACCGAAAGGCUCUCUUCUGCUGUCGACACCUGUUGCUGAAAUUCAACCCUUGAAUAAAAUAAUAUGUGAAGAUGGGUCGGUAAUAACUUGCGAUCACCUCAUUGUCACACCUUCACUUGGUGUUUUAAAAAAACUAAAAUUCACACCCAAGUUACCAAAAGAGACGAUUCAAUGCAUUGAAAAUCUCGGAUAUCACGGGAUUGGUAAAAUAUUCCUGAUAUUUGACUAUAAAUGGUGGGACGUUGAUGGAUUUCAAUUCGUUUGGAGGCGAAGCUCGAUUGAUGAGAAUAGUUGGGUUAGAUAUAUCACAGGCUUUGAUCCGAUUUUACACGGACCUACAGUCCUCCUAGGCUGGGUUGGAGGUGAAGGAGUAAGAAUUAUGGAAAGUUUAAGUGAGGAGGAGGUCGGAAUUCAAUGCAUGGAGUUAUUCAGACGAUUUCUUCCGAACCGAAUUAUACCAAACCCGGUGAAAGUCGUAAGGACUACUUGGUGUUCCAAUCCCUGGGUCCUGGGUGGGUAUAGCCACAUUACGCCGGAUUGCGAUCGGUCUAAUUGUGGAAUGCAGAAGCUGUCGGAACCCAUAUUCGUUGACGGUAAACCAAGAAUAUUAAUGGCAGGUGAAGCUGUGCAUUCUUCCCAUUAUUCGACAGCUCAUGGCGCGUAUGAAUCAGGCCAGCAACAAGCUCAAGUGUUAAUCGAAUACAUGAUGAAAGGUUCCAAGUUGUAAAUGAGUUUGAAAUAAAUUGAGUGAAAUUGGA
Messenger RNA from Tribolium castaneum (red flour beetle), 2983 nucleotides. Its product is annotated as spermine oxidase. Gene Ontology annotation, molecular function: polyamine oxidase activity. The record is from RefSeq and is a predicted model, not a curated record. NCBI's taxonomy places the organism in Eukaryota, Metazoa, Arthropoda, Insecta, Coleoptera, Tenebrionidae. Bases 157 to 2952 code for a protein of 931 amino acids. The transcript has 7 exons.